Molecule: messenger RNA, 747 nt
Organism: Gekko japonicus
Lineage: Eukaryota; Metazoa; Chordata; Lepidosauria; Squamata; Gekkonidae
Product: POU domain, class 3, transcription factor 3
Exons: 2
Coding region: 1-747 (248 amino acids)
Biological process (GO): brain development; regulation of transcription by RNA polymerase II
Cellular component (GO): nucleus
Molecular function (GO): DNA-binding transcription factor activity, RNA polymerase II-specific; RNA polymerase II cis-regulatory region sequence-specific DNA binding
Source: RefSeq, a predicted model, not a curated record
AUGCGGCAGCCAUCUUACGAUUCCAUGUGGGAGAGAUGCUCGGGACUGGUGGCAGUGAUUGGUGGCAAGGAACAUUCGCCAAGCAGUUCAAGCAGCGGCGCAUCACCGCACCACGGCGGCGGCCCCGGCGGCGGGGGCCCGGGCGGCGGCGGCGGGGGCCUGAACAGCAGCCACGACCCGCACUCGGACGAGGACACGCCGACCUCGGACGACCUGGAGCAGUUCGCCAAGCAGUUCAAGCAGCGGCGCAUCAAGCUGGGCUUCACGCAGGCCGACGUGGGCCUGGCGCUGGGCACCCUCUACGGCAACGUCUUCUCGCAGACCACCAUCUGCCGCUUCGAGGCCCUGCAGCUCAGCUUCAAGAACAUGUGCAAGUUGAAGCCUUUGUUGAACAAGUGGCUCGAGGAGGCGGACUCGUCGUCGGGCAGCCCCACCAGCAUAGACAAGAUCGCGGCGCAAGGGCGCAAGCGGAAAAAGCGCAUCGAGGUGAGUGUCAAGGGGGCCCUGGAGAGCCACUUCCUCAAGUGCCCCAAGCCCUCCGCCCAGGAGAUUACGAACCUCGCGGACAGCCUGCAGCUGGAGAAGGAGGUGGUCAGGGUUUGGUUUUGCAACCGGCGGCAGAAGGAGAAGCGGAUGACCCCCCCGGGGAUCCAGCAGCAGACGCCCGACGACGUCUACUCCCAGGUCGGCAACGUCAACGCCGACACGCCGCCCCCCCACCACGGACUCCAGGCCAGCGUGCAGUGA